Messenger RNA from Haliotis rufescens (red abalone), 4412 nucleotides. RefSeq lists its product as uncharacterized. The coding region runs from base 370 to 1200 and encodes 276 amino acids. The record is from RefSeq and is a predicted model, not a curated record. NCBI's taxonomy places the organism in Eukaryota, Metazoa, Mollusca, Gastropoda, Lepetellida, Haliotidae. The transcript has 8 exons.
UCCGAUUAAGAUUUUUGUCAGCAAAGGGGUGUAGUCAAAAACGGCCUCAAAACUCAAGGCGGCUACACAAUAGACAAAAUGACCACAAAGACAUAGUCAAAACGGCCACAAAAAUGUCAUAACAGUCACAAUGACCACAUGUAAAAAGUCAGAUUAGCCCUUGUGGCCCUUUAUAGACUGUGGGUUGUAGCUGUUUUGACAUUACCUUUUGAAGCCGUUCUGACAUGAGGCCGUUUUGACCUGCUCCCCUCCACUGGUCUCAUCUAAUUUCAAGAUCUCCCUAAACAGUGCCGGAAAGGUGACAGCGCCGAGGCGCUUUAUUCAAAUGUACCUGUGGAUUCUCCCUAAAAUUAAACUAGACAGUGACAGAUGAAAAAUAUGUCUCAGAAAGUGAAGAAAAAGCACUACUACAGGCAGGGUGAUGUUGUUGCCAUUGAAGAAGAUGCAACACAUGAAUUUAAAGGUCACCGCAACCUGGCAAUUGAAGAGCUACCGCCCUGGACGAAAGAGACCAAAACAUCAAGAGCAUCAAGAAGGGCUGUGUCAAGGGCUCUGAAUGCCUUCCUCAAUACAGGCAAAGGUGGGACUGUCUAUCUUGGAGUCAUUGAUGAUGGCACCGUCCUGGGUCUGAAGCUCACACUCUAUCAGAAAGACCAUGUAGUGUCCAGUGUGCAGGACCUGUUCUCUCGCUACCAUCCCCCUGUCCCCACACACAGGUACAUGGUGAAGUUCGUCCCGGUGUUGGGGGAGAGCAGCACAGAGGAACAGGUGCUCAGGCUUAUCUCUAAGUCAGACAGUGACUAUUCCGACACCUCCCAGAGACAUCGAGCCCACGUGUUCCGUUCCCAUCACUACUGCUGGUGUGAUAAAGAUGCAGUGGCACAGAUCAACAUGGGGGUGCUGUCUCCGGACUAUGUGAUAGAGAUUACAAUCAAGCCGUGGGACCCUGCUGACCCACGCAGCACUGACGGGGUGGGGACCGUGGUGAACCUGCAUCCCAUACAUGAAGAUGAGGAGGGCAAUGUCUACAUGAGGAGACAGGCCAGUGUUGUCAAGUAUACGUUGAAUGAAAUUGCCCAGUUGACACGGCAACAGGUGAAGGAAGAGUGUGAGGCAGAGAUCAGAAGGUUAAAGAAAGAAAUAUCUAGCUUGUCUUGCCCAACUGAUGCUGAAGAUCAGAACACCAGCCAACGGCCCUGAUGUCUGGACAGCUGUGUUUGAUGUGACCAGAUGACAAGAACUUGAAACCAACAUGCUGUGCAGUCCCACAUGAUGAAUAGUGUGUCACAUGAUGUGAUGAUCAGAGUGUCAUGUGAUCUAAUGGUCAGUGUGUCACAGGAUCUGAUGUCAGUAUGUCAUGUGAUCUAAUGGUCAGUGUGUCACAUGAUGUGAUGAUCAGUGUGUCAUGUGAUCUAAUGGUCAGUGUGUCACAUGAUGUGAUGAUCAGUGUGUCAUGUGAUCUAAUGGUCAGUGUGUCACAUGAUGUGAUGAUCAGUGUGUCAUGUGAUCUAAUGGUCAGUGUGUCACAUGAUGUGAUGAUCAGUGUGUCAUGUGAUAUAAUGGUCAGUGACACAUGAUGUGAUGAUCAGUGUGUCAUGUGAUCUAAUGGUCAGUGGCACAUGAUGUGAUGAUCAGUGUGUCAUGUGAUAUAAUGGUCAGUGGCACAUGAUGUGAUGAUCAGUGUGUCAUGUGAUAUAAUGGUCAGUGGCACAUGAUGUGAUGAUCAGAGUGUUGUGAUCUGAUGGUCAGUGGCACAUGAUGUGAUGAUCAGAGUGUUGUGAUCUGAUGGUCAGUGGCACAUGAUGUGAUGAUCAGAGUGUUGUGAUCUGAUGGUCAGUGGCACAUGAUGUGAUGAUCAGAGUGUUGUGAUCUGAUGGUCAGUGGCACAUGAUGUGAUGAUCAGAGUGUUGUGAUCUGAUGGUCAGUGGCACAUGAUGUGAUGAUCAGAGUGUUGUGAUCUGAUGGUCAGUGUGUCGUCAGUAAUGAUGUUAUGAUGUGAUCAUCAGUGUGUCACAUGAUGUGAUGGUCAGUGUGCCCCUUGAUGUGACAAAUAAUCUGAUACAAUGAAUAAUUGGAUAUAACCAAUUCAGUUAUAAUCCCUAUGUAUUUGGGAAACAAGAACUUAUAUUUUUAUCAAAAAGACUGUAUCCAGAAAUUAGUACUUUUGUUCUUUACUUGUAUCAGCAGCUGAGACAAUCAUACACCAGCCCAAAGAUGAAACAAGAUGGGAACUAAAUCAGGUUCAUAUGAUUUGUUAAUAGUGAAUCUGGACAAGACAAUCCAGUGAUUGAUAUUAUGAGUGUAUGUUGGCUCGCCAUCAGAUCUACUAAGUCACCUCUUACGACUAGUAUAGUGUUCAAGGGACCAAUUGUAACCCGGAUCCCAAAUGGUUCCCAAUUUAGCCGCCUCUUGGGAGUAGUGUUGUGGUGAUGCGGACACAAAGCAUGUUCAAAGCCAACAUGAAAUGAAAAAACGACAUCAACCCCCACUUGUAGUUAUAAUAGAACUUCCAAAGGACACUUACCAAAGAUAUCAAAAGAAUAUCACUAAUGACAAAAAAUAGCAAUGCAUAGGUGGUAACUCUACUUUGUAAUUUCAUUUCGUAGAUGAAACAUAUUCCAUGUUUCACUAGUACAUGAAACUGAUUUUCUUUUUUUCACUGAUACAGUGUCACAAAUCAGUUUCAUUGUCUUGGAUAGUGUAAUUAUCAAUUAGCUUUGACAUUUGCAUGAUUCAAUUUCCUGGGAAACUAAAAAGUACUUUUCACAUGGAAAAAAAGUCACAAACCCAUUUCCAUAAUCAUAAAAAAAUCUCUGCUAAACGUACACUGCGACACAGAUUGUUGGUUUACAUCAAAUAUCUGUAACAGAUUACGAGCUGCGUAAUCUGAGCAAGAAGUCUAUACGUUGGCGUCAUGUUACCUCAACGCUAUUGACUUAGAUGUUACGUCCUCGCGUUGCACAUUUCUGAAAGCACCAGGCGCCUUCUAUCAGCAUGACCGUAUUCGCCCCCACACAAUUUGGUACAGACCUCCUAAGAGCUCAGCACAUACAAUAUUGCUGUUGCCGCAGUGGAGCAUCUGUGGGAUGAGCCAAACAGGCGUUUCCGUCAACGUCAAUCAGGGCCACAUAAUCAGCAACUGAUAUUCCGAGCUACGACGAGGUCACGCCGUCGGGGUACAUUACACGCACACAACCAAGCCACCGGUCCUGACCAUGACUGUGAGUGAAUCACAUGAUCCAAAAAGAGAGUGGGUCACGUGAUCCAGCAUGCAGUGUGUCGCACGAUCUGUUGGCCAAUGUGUCAAAUGAUCCGUAACUCACAUUAUCCGUUUUAAACAACAGUCAGAUGUUAAAUUGAAAUAAACACUAAAACAAUCACAACCUUUCUAGUGUAUUUUAUUUACGAGAAAAUACAAAGUCAAUGAGUACCGAAAACAAGAUGCCCCUAUAAAACAUAUCAUUGAUACUGAUAUGAAUAUAUAUAAGUCAAUACACAUAAUUAGACAAUGUGUAUAGUGACUAAAUAUGUCAGUCAAUAUGUAUAUUGAGUGAUUCAUUCAGUUAAUAUACAUAGUGACUGACAUUUUCAGUCAAUGUACAUACUGCUUAAAUAAAAUGAGACUGGAUUUUAGACAGAAUGACUGAAAUGAAUUAAACUCCUUAAUUUAAUCUUAUUUUAAUUUGGAUCUAUUUUGAUCUUACGAAGAGAUGGCCACGGGAUCCAAAGUCCUUCGACAGGAUGGGUUCAACACCUUCACCCUUAGUUGUGAUUCGUUUAUUCUGUUUCUGACAUUUCUGACAAAGUGAUUCGUACUGUUCUCCUACCUGACGAGUGACAUUAGCAUAUUUUGUCAAUGCCAAACAUUUUGUCACACCCACCACAGAUUUAACACGUGAAUAUAAAUAUAUGGCUUUCGCUGUUGUGAGGGUUUGUUUAGGAGUGCAAAAUACAUUUUCCAUUCCAUUUUACGUGGCCUUGACAUUGAUCACGUAUGGUGCCUGAAUGUACACAGAAUGACAGCUCUGUCUCGUACACAUUAAGAUACACACUGCAAGUCUUGUACACUAGGCAUAGGUGCUUCCUCUGUGGAGAAGUAAAUUCAACCGUCAGUCAUAUAACGUUUUAAAUAUAACAAAUUAUCGGAUGUAAUAAUCCCCAAGCAACCAUAAUGUACACUAUAAUUUAUGCUUAAAUGUUCAAUUUUAAUAUUCCUUUUAACAAUGCCUACUGGUAUGAAUCUAAAUAAGCACAAAAUAAGAAAUGAUUCUGGUGUAUACAUAUAUUGCUUUUCGGUCAUUUUGAAUAGUGAAAUAUAAAAAAAACGGAACAUGUAUUACACUUUCCUUCGCCUGCUCCGAAAUAACAUAUUCCACUUCAAACAUGUAAAAAAGUGGGUUCUCAUUGUGUUA